Messenger RNA from Orcinus orca (killer whale), 1643 nucleotides. RefSeq names its product heterogeneous nuclear ribonucleoproteins A2/B1-like. Gene Ontology annotation, molecular function: RNA binding. Bases 53 to 1093 code for a protein of 346 amino acids. The transcript has a single exon. Lineage: Eukaryota; Metazoa; Chordata; Mammalia; Artiodactyla; Delphinidae. The record is from RefSeq and is a predicted model, not a curated record.
GAUCUCAUCUCGCUCGGCUGCGGGAAAUCGGGCUGAAGCGACUGAGUCCGCGAUGGAGAGAGAAGAGGAGCAAUUCCGUAAACUCUUUAUUGGUAGCUUGAGCUUUGAAACUACAGAAGAAAGUUUGAGGAACUACUACAAGCAGUGGGGAAAACUUACAGAUUGUGUGGUAAUGAGGGAUCCUGCAAGCAAAAGAUCUAGAGGAUUUGGUUUUGUAACUUUUUCAUCCAUGGCUGAGGUGGAUGCCGCCAUGGCUGCAAGACCUCAUUCAAUUGAUGGGAAAGUGGUUGAGCCAAAACGUGCUGUUGCAAGAGAGGAAUCUGGAAAGCCAGGGGCUCAUGUCACUGUGAAGAAGCUGUUUGUAUGUGGAAUUAAAGAAGAUACUGAGGAACAUCAUCUUAGAGAUUACUUUGAGGAAUAUGGAAAAAUUUAUGCCGUUGAGAUAAUUACCGAUAGGCAGUCUGGAAAGAAAAGAGGCUUUGGGUUUGUUACUUUUGAUGACCAUGAUCCUGUGGAUAAGCUUGUGUUGCAGAAAUACCAUCCUAUCAAUGGUCAUAAUGCAAAAGUAAAGAAGGCUUUAUCUAGACAAGAAAUGCAGGAAGUCCAAAGUUCUAGAAGUGGAAGAGGAGGCAACUUUGGUUUUGGAGAUUCUCGUGGUGGUGGUGGAAAUUUUGGACCAGGACCAGGAAGUAACUUCAGAGGAGGAUCUGAUGGAUAUGGAAGUGGUCGUGGAUUUGGAGUUGGCUAUAAUGGGUAUGGAGGAGGACCUGGAGGUGGCAAUUUUGGAGGUAGCCCUGGUUAUGGAGGAGGAAGAGGAAGAUAUGGUGGUGGAGGACCUGGAUAUGGCAACCAGGGUGGGGGCUGCAGAGGUGGUUAUGACAAGUAUGGAGGAGGAAAUUAUGGAAGUGGAAAUUAUAAUGAUUUUGGAAAUUAUAACCAGCAACCUUCUAACUACGGUCCAAUGAAGAGUGGACACUUUGGUGGUAGCAGAAACAUGGGAGGACCGUAUGGUGAAGGAAACUAUGGUCCAGGUGGAGGAAACUAUGGUCCAGGUGGAGGAAGUGGGGGGUAUGGAGGGAGAAGACGAUAUUGAUCUUCCUAUUUACCAUGGGCUUCACUGUAUAAAUGGGAGAGGAUGAGAGCCCAGAGGUAACAGAACAGCUUCAGGUUAUCGAAAUAACAAUGUUAAGGAAACUCUUAUCUCAGUCAUGCCUAAAUAUGCAGUGAUACGGCAGAAGACACCAGAGCAGAUGCAGAGAGCCAUUUUGUGAAUUUAAUUUAUUUAAUAACAUUAUUUAAUUUAAUAAUGUUUAAUUAUUUAACAUUAUUUAAUAACAUUACCUUACUGUGGAGGAAGGAUUGUAAAAAAAAAAAAAUGCCUUUGAGACAGUUUCUUAGCUUUUUUAAUUGUUGUUUCUUUCUAGUGGUCUUUGUAAGCGUGUAGAAGCAUUCCUUCUUUGAUAAUGUUAAAUUUGUAAGUUUCAAGUGACAUGUGAAACCUUUUUUAAGAUUUUUCUCAAAGUUUUGAAAAGCUGGUGUAAUAAGACGUAACGUUUUUCCUUUAAAAAAAAUUUAAGUGCGUGUGUAGAGUUAAGAAGCUGUUGUACAUUUAUGAUUUAAUAAAAUAAUUCUAAAGGAAAAAA